Molecule: messenger RNA, 2217 nt
Organism: Fusarium keratoplasticum
Lineage: Eukaryota; Fungi; Ascomycota; Sordariomycetes; Hypocreales; Nectriaceae
Product: Terpene cyclase/mutase family member
Exons: 3
Coding region: 1-2217 (738 amino acids)
Biological process (GO): ergosterol biosynthetic process; triterpenoid biosynthetic process
Cellular component (GO): lipid droplet
Molecular function (GO): lanosterol synthase activity
Source: RefSeq, a predicted model, not a curated record
AUGCAUGGCACGGACAAGAACUCCUUCAGUUCGCUCAAAUAUUCCAACAUUCCUUUCCAUGGCCAAAAGACAGACCGAAAUCUAUGGCGUCUGAAUGAUGACGACAGCCGUCACACCUGGCACUUGCUUCUAGACGAAGCUGCUGCCCGCGACUGGCCACAAACCUACGCGGAAAAGUGGUUCCUGGACCUGCCUUUGGACCUGCCCUCUCUCCCCAAAGCCGACUCACCCUUGCAGGCUGCUCGGAAUGGCCUCACCUUCUUCGAGAAGCUACAACUGCCAUCCGGUCAUUGGGGAUGUGACAGUGGCGGCCCGAUGAUCUUUUGCGCCGGCAUUGUCAUGGCAUGGUUCGUGACAGACACGCCAAUCCCAGAGUCAACCAAGAUCGAACUCACCAACUAUCUACUUUCCCUAUUCGAUCCUGUUGAGGGAGGCUGGGGUCUUCACUCAACAGGAGAGAGCACUGUGUGCGGAACCGCAGUCAACUAUUGCGUCCUUCGAAUCCUCGGCAUGGACCCAGACCAUCCCGUCCUCAUGAGGGCUCGGAGCUUCAUACAGGAGAUGGGAGGAGCCAUCUACUCUUCCAUCUGGGGAAAGUUCUGGCUCUCAGUUAUUGGAGUCAUGAACUGGGACAUUGUCAAUCCCAUUCCGGCAGAAAUGUGGUUGCUCCCUGACUGGGUGCCCUUCGCUCCUUGGAGGCUUUACGCCGAGAUGCGCCUCGUAGCUCAGCCGAUGAGUUAUCUGUACACUACAAGAUGGCAAUACCAAGGCAGCCAGAACUUGGUUCAAUCCCUUCGAGAAGAACUCCUCCUUGACCCCUUUGAGAAGAUCAACUGGACCAACCAUCGCAACACCGUCGCUAAGGUCGACUACAAGCAGCCAAGAACGUGGCUUCUCAAAGGUGCUAGUUGGGCCUUUGUGAAUAUCUGGCAACCAUACAUACGACCAAACUUUCUCAAGAGAAGAGCCGAGGCUUGGGUCAGUCAACUUAUCGACAUGCAAGAUACCAAUACAGACUAUGGUGGUAUCGCAGCGACCGAUGCCCCGAUGAACACCGUCAUCGCUUACCUGCGAUAUGGCCGGGAUUCCGUCGCUUUCCAGAGACAUCUUGAUAGACUGCAAGAGUUCUUGUGGAUGACAUCCGAUGGCAUGCAAAUCAACGCCACGAACGGGAGUCAAUGUUGGGACACAGCCUUCUUGAUCCAAGCAGUAUGCCACUGCGGUUUUCAAAAUGAGGAAUUUUGGCGGCCGAUGCUUCUCAAGGCUUACCAAUUUUUGGAACGACAGCAGAUCCGAGAAAAUUGUGUCGACCAGGAGAAGUGUUAUCGUCAACCACGCAAGGGCGCGUGGGCGUUCAGCAACAAGGAUCAGGGCUUCGCUGUCAGUGACUGCAUCGCCGAGGCGUUGAGGGCUGUCAUGUUGCUUGAGAAGACUGGAAACUUCCCCAAGAUCUUUGAUGACCAACGCAUAUAUGAUGCUGUUGACUCAAUUUUACUCUAUCAGAAUGAUACCGGUGGUGUUUCCGCUUUUGAAGCUCGAAGAGGAGGGGAGUGGCUGGAAGGACUCAACAUCACCGAAAUCUUUGGCCGCCACAUGGUAGAUCACGACUACCCAGAAUGCACAUCAUCAUGCGUCACAACUCUCUGUCUCUUCAGGGAACAUUGGCCCAAUUACAGGAGGAAGGAAAUCGACAGCUUCAUUGAGCAAGGUGUAGCGUGGACCAAGAGAGCUCAGAGACCCGAUGGUAGCUGGUACGGAAGCUGGGGAAUUUGCUUCACGUACGCAACAAUGUUUGCUCUCGAGAGUUUGGCCAGUGCUGGGGAGUACUAUGAAACGAGCAACAGUGCUAAGCGGGCCUGUGACUUUCUCAUCUCGAAGCAGCGUGAAGACGGCGGCUGGUCUGAGAGCUUCAUGGGCUGCGAGACAAUGGAGUAUUGCGAAGAUCCCAGCGGAUCCCUUGUGGUCCAGACAGCGUGGGCCCUCAUCGGUCUAGUUGAGGCCAAGUACCCUGGUACCGAAGCUCUAGCAAAGGGAGCCAAGUUCCUGAUGAGCCGGCAACAGAGCAAUGGGGAGUGGCUCACUGAGGCUAUUCCAGGCUCUUUCCACAAUUUCGGUACCUUUUCUUACCCUAACUACAAGUUCACCUUUACUCUCAAAGCAUUAGGGUUGUUGGCGAGGAGAUGCCCUGAUUUAGAGACACCACUUGCCCAGGGUUGA